AUGCCCUCCGCGACGUCAAGCUGCGCCCCGACUGCCGGUGCACCCCUAACCGCCGAUGCGUCGCCUGCCGGAUUCAAGACUGGCAAAAUCUCGGAUAUCGAGUCCCGGAAACCGGAAUGCCAACUGCCCGCCGUCGCCGCGAAUCCAAUAACCCUGUCCCCAACCCCUCGUAAAUUCGUUGAUUCAUGGUGCGUGAUCAAUGCCGAU
Messenger RNA from Mesorhabditis spiculigera, 207 nucleotides. Lineage: Eukaryota; Metazoa; Nematoda; Chromadorea; Rhabditida; Rhabditidae. The record is from the annotation of a GenBank genome assembly.